AUGUUUGUAUUCCACAAGAGAUGUGUCCUUUUGGUGAAUUUACUCCGGCGUCAUCACACCCGCUGUUCACCUUGCUCCCCACCCUAUCGAGUGUCUGAUCUGACUCGAGCCUCCCGUCCGGACCUGCCUCAUGGGCCCCUGGGUCCGAUUAUUCGCUUUCGGGUUGACCGAUUUCACUCGGUUCCAGCACCAACCCCAGCCUAA
Messenger RNA from Protopolystoma xenopodis, 204 nucleotides. NCBI's taxonomy places the organism in Eukaryota, Metazoa, Platyhelminthes, Monogenea, Polystomatidea, Polystomatidae. The record is from the annotation of a GenBank genome assembly.